AUGACUGAGGUUUCGUCCACCAGGCUGUACUUGGGGAACCUCCCUCGACAUGCUACCAAGGCCGAUGUCGAGGCUCACUUUGCGACCCACGGUACCGGAGAGAUUACCGAAGUAAAGCUGAUGAAUGGCUUCGGCUUCAUCGAGUACAAGGACGCAAUGGACGCCCGCGAUGUCGUCCCAGAUGGAUCCGAUUUUAUGGGAGAACGCCUCACCGUUCAGUUUGCCCGUGGAACUCGACACCGAGAGGGCGGUAUGGGGCACGAGCGUGCUCCGCCGCGACCGCGUAGAACUCCUCAUCGAAUGCAGAUUACAGGACUUCCGAAUGAUACCAGUUGGCAGGACCUGAAAGAUUUCGCCCGUCAAUCAAGCCUUGACGUGGUGUACUCUGAGACUGGCCGUGACUCCAAUGGUCGAGGCUUUGUCGAAUUCGAGACUGCCGCAGACCUGAGAACAGCUGUCGAAAAGCUAGAUGGCCGCGAAUUCAAAGGAAGUCGCGUCCAGUGCCUCGUUGACACUCAACCCGAUAUGCCACCGCGGGACCGUGGCCGAUCCCGUUCGCCAGGACGCCGACCCUACCCUCCCCCAUCGUUUGAUAACUAUGACCGCCGAGGACCCCCUCACCGAGGAUACAGCCGCGAAGCUGGCCCGUCGUACGGCUAUCGUGACCGAAGCCCCCGUCGCGAGUACUACGAUGAUAGAGCACCGCGCUAUCGUUCGCCUCCCCGGCGACCGGUGGAAGAUUACCCGCCGCCUCGAGGCCGUUAUGAGGAGCCUUACCGCCGCGAUUACCCGCCACCUCCCGACCCUUACGCAAACGGUGGUCGACCGGCGUACGAUCGGCCACCAAGAGAAUUCCCUCCAAGAGAACCAGCAUACCCCCGAGAGGGAGGGUAUGCGCGUGAUUACGAUCGUGGCGGGCGCUACUGGUAA
Molecule: messenger RNA, 930 nt
Organism: Trichoderma harzianum CBS 226.95
Lineage: Eukaryota; Fungi; Ascomycota; Sordariomycetes; Hypocreales; Hypocreaceae
Exons: 6
Coding region: 1-930 (309 amino acids)
Cellular component (GO): nucleus; cytoplasm; ribonucleoprotein complex
Molecular function (GO): mRNA binding
Source: RefSeq, a predicted model, not a curated record